AUGGCGGAUAGAGGUCUCCCAGACGAAUUGAUAGAGAUGAUUAGAGAGUACCUUGACCCUAAAACCCGAAUGCAUGUUGCUCAGUUCCGUGCCGUCUCUAAAUCAUGGAGAUCUUUUAUUCCUUCAUUCAAUCCACUCAAGCCACCACCUCAAGAUCAUCCUCUAUUGCCCUCCAGAUUUGGAAUACAUCUACCUACAGAGUCUCUUUACACCAUCCAGCGUAGCAUAGUCUAUCAUAUUGCACCUUAUCCUCCUCCUCAUCACAAUGAUGAAAGGAAACAAGGCUGGUUAAUGCGAUUGGAUACAAACCAAAAGUUACUUCCUCUAUUAUCAUGGCGUGAUGGAGGUUUGGAAAACCCAAGGGUGAUGAUUAACUCACUAGACUUUGGCGUACGUGAAGUGGCAAGACCCUAUCUCUUAGCAAGUAACCAAGAUAAGAACUAUCUCAAGCUAGCUGUUUCCUUAUACGUCGAGUUCUUCCCUGCAGUCAUGUUGGUUAGGGAUGGAGUUUUAUACCUCGGAAAGUGGUCUUAUCGUGGUGUUAAAGUUAAACAACGUUGCGUCCAACUCACUCGGGUAAAUCCUGAUGAGGAUGAUGGUAAUGAUCCAUCAUGUGGAAAAAUGAGUAAUUCUGAUAAAUAUGAUGAUGUUAUUUUCUAUAAAGGGAAGUUCUGUGUAGUGUCUCAGUCUGGGAAAGCUGCAGCGAUGGAUUCUUCCUUUAAGUGGGAAGUGAUUGCGUUUCCAGUACCUAUUUCAAUGUGGGAUAAGAAGAAGAAGAAGUACUUGGUUGAAUCGCUCCGGGAGCUUCUUUUAGUCGAAAGGCAUGGGUCUACUUUUGUUGCGAAAGGUCAUUCAGAGGAGGACAUGCUCACGAAGGAAGUCAAGUUCAAGGUUUACAAGUUGGAUGGAAAUUGGAAGCAAUGGAUUGAGAUGGAGGGUUCAGAUUUGGAUGAUCGAAUGUUGGUUGUGGGGGAAGAUUGCUGCUUCUCAGUCUCCAGUAGAGACUUCCCAGGAUGCCAAGGAAAUUGUGUUUUAUUUUCUUAUGAAGUUUGGCGUGGUAAGACUAUCUUUAGUAAAAUUGGUGUGUUUCACUUGGAUGUUGGGACCGCUUCGCCACUGGAAGCCGGCACUAACAUCUUCCGUUCACCCCCAUUGAUCUAG
Molecule: messenger RNA, 1161 nt
Organism: Fragaria vesca subsp. vesca
Lineage: Eukaryota; Viridiplantae; Streptophyta; Magnoliopsida; Rosales; Rosaceae
Product: F-box protein SKIP23-like
Exons: 1
Coding region: 1-1161 (386 amino acids)
Molecular function (GO): protein binding
Source: RefSeq, a predicted model, not a curated record